GCUGCUGCUGUUUUGUUGCUUGCGGUGGUGGUAGUGGUGGUGUUUGUGAGUUAGCUUAUAGAUGAUAAAAGUUAGUUAGUUAGUUCUCAGCAGUUGGUGGGUAUAUACCCCUAUACGUACAUGAUACAUCAACAUGGUGUACACAGGGAAGAACAUUAUUAUUAUCAGCAUUCUACUGCUGCCUCUCCUCGGAUUUUUCACAUUCUCAUCAGCUCAGAAAAAAGAUGAUGCGAACAAAACUUAUACAGUUACCUCCAUUCACUCUCCCCCCUUUGUUCUCCACACUGUCAAUGAAACAACCGGAGAAGAGACCUACAGUGGAUUCAUUGUUGAUAUCUUGGACGACAUUGCCAAAAUGAAUGGCUUUAAAUACAAGAUUCAAAUGGUUCGUGACGGAAAAUAUGGAGCAAUUUCAAAAGGCGGAAACUGGUCAGGAAUGGUCGGAGAAAUCAUAAACGAGGUGGCAGAUAUUGCCGCAGCUCCCCUCACUGUGACAGCCGCUCGUCAGAAGGUCAUUGAUUUUUCUGCACCAUUUCAAAAAGCAAGCCCGGCCAUUUUACUCCGUAAGCCAAAGAACGACCAAGUCGGGUUUGUGGAUCGAUUUAUGAGGCUUUUUGUACCCAUGUCUUCUAGUGUUUGGCUGCACACCUUCAUCGGGAUGCUGGCAACUGCCAUUGCUCUCUAUGUCAUCUGCUACUUCAGCCCCAUCGAAUGGCGGAAAAUGGCCAUCCACAAAGACGCGACUUUCAGAGAAAGAGAGUCGUUCACGUGUCUGAACAGUUUUUGGUUUGUUGCAAGCUGCCUCGUUUGGCAAGGAUAUGAAAGAACGCCUCGCUCGGUCGGCGCCAGAAUUAUUGUUUUCUUCUGGUGGGUAUUCUGCGCAUUAUUUCUCAUGACAUAUACAGCGAGUUUGACGAAUUAUUUGCGCAUCAUCUCCCAGUGGGACGCUCAUUGGUCCAGUAUGCCUGUAGUAGGUGACCUCCAGGAGUUGUCCAAUCAGAACGUCAUAAAAUAUGGAAUGAUAGAGGGUGGAUCGACAAGCGCAUCCUUUGCAAACAGUAACGUAGGCUUCAUGAGAAAUAUCUACACCAAUAUCAAAAACCGCAAUUCUUUUCACAGCUCCAUUAAUGACGGAGUUGAUAGAAUUCGCAAAUCGUUUGAAGAACCAUAUGCUUUCAUAAUGGAAUCACCUUCGGCUAUGUAUCUUGCCAAUCGAAAGCCAUGCGAUCUCAUGCUCAUUUUGGACCCAUUAGCAUAUGAAAGAUACUUUGCUUUCGGCUUCAAAAGAGGAUCUAACCGCGUCGGCGCUUUCAACCAAGCAAUCCAAGAAAUGCGAGAGAGCGGCCGCCUAAAUGAACUUAAAAAUAUUUGGUGGAAAGACCAAUGCGCCAGUUUUGACAAUGUUUUACAAAAACCAGCGAGGGAAUCGUUUUAUUCGGUGACACUCGGAAGUUUUUCGGGAGUUCUCAUAAUGUUGGCAAUUGGUGUGAUACUCGGUUCUAUUGUAGCAGGAAUUGAAGGACUCGUGACCCGACGAAAAUACAGCGUUACCGGAAGCAUUUAAUGAAAUGCUUCAAUUAAAAGAAAAUAAUUACAGAAAACUACAUUAAUUAAAAAGUGAAAGACAACUAUUAAUUAAGAUUUUUAGUUAAA
Octopus sinensis (East Asian common octopus) is the source of this 1653-nucleotide messenger RNA. Its product is annotated as glutamate receptor 2. Gene Ontology annotation, molecular function: glutamate-gated receptor activity; transmitter-gated monoatomic ion channel activity involved in regulation of postsynaptic membrane potential. Lineage: Eukaryota; Metazoa; Mollusca; Cephalopoda; Octopoda; Octopodidae. Gene Ontology annotation, cellular component: postsynaptic membrane; plasma membrane. The record is from RefSeq and is a predicted model, not a curated record. Bases 134 to 1564 code for a protein of 476 amino acids. Gene Ontology annotation, biological process: synaptic transmission, glutamatergic; modulation of chemical synaptic transmission; monoatomic ion transport. The transcript has 6 exons.